Messenger RNA from Alternaria burnsii, 2637 nucleotides. RefSeq names its product actin-binding protein. The transcript has 8 exons. The coding region runs from base 1 to 2637 and encodes 878 amino acids. Gene Ontology annotation, biological process: actin filament organization. The record is from RefSeq and is a predicted model, not a curated record. Lineage: Eukaryota; Fungi; Ascomycota; Dothideomycetes; Pleosporales; Pleosporaceae. Gene Ontology annotation, molecular function: actin filament binding.
AUGGCAACUCCACAGACACAGGGCACUAAACAGGCAGCGCCUGCUCCUGAUUCUUUAAGCCCACCAGAGGCGGCCAUCAAGCGGACUAAAAAGUUUGUACUCAACUCUCUUGCAGUCAAGAAGAUGGGAUACCACUUCGAGAUUCCCGCGAUCAUCGCCAAAACGCAGAUGAAGACCGGUCAGCCCUUCAAUGCAGGCAUGGCACUCGGCAUGACGCACUAUUACAUCGCCCCUCUGAUUUCAACACAUUUGGAGAAUGCCGUUGAGUUCCGGAACAGAGUUCCAGAAGCCUUAAUAUGGGCGACCGGGUUCGUGGAAGCGAUCGAUCGGUACAUCGCACAUCUACGUCUUAUGGAUGGUUGUUCUGAGGAGUUUCCGAAUGACAUGACCGUUGAUCGCAAGCGUCGACGGCUACGGCGCAAGUAUAUGGAGCGCUACACCUACCUCGUCGAAAAUGUUUACAAGGACCAUGUCCGCGAGCAGCUUUGCAAUGUCUUCCAAUCCUGGGAUCAGGGGCGAACGCAGCUCUUCAACAAAGGCGUCGAUAAAGCGCUCUCGGGAAUACAGUGGGUUGUCUAUCCGAAACAAAAUGUUGUCUUGAACGCGGGCGAGGAUGGAUGGGCGAUAUGGCUGCGGGGGAAGUGCGAAGAGCUGGGCAUGCUUGAAGCGAGGGCAGUCCAACGCCCGAGGCCUGAGUGUCUGUCAUUCCUACACAUCUGCCACCCCUCCCGGUCACAUCGCAUCGCAACAAUGGCAGGCCGGUUUGUGCGAGCUUCCAAGUAUCGCCACGUCUUUGGCAAGGGCACCAAGAAGGAGCAAUGCUACGACAACCUCCGCAUCUCCAAGAAUGCUUGGGAUACCAACCUGAUCAAGGCCAACCCCGAAUACAUCUCCGUCAACUGGGAAGCGAGCGGCGGUGGCGCCUUUGCUGUUAUCCCCAUCAAUGAGCGCGGCCGAGCUCCCGACCAGCUUCCUCUCUUCCGCGGCCACACUGCUGCCGUCCUCGACACCGACUGGUCUCCCUUCAACGACUCGCUCAUCUCUUCAGCCUCGGACGACGGCAAAGUCGGCAUCUGGAAGGUCCCCGAAAACUUCACCCUAUGGACCGACGCUGACGAGCCUGCUGACGUCGCUCCUGUCGCCAAGCUGAGCGGCCACAUGAGGAAGGUUGGCCACGUCCUCUUCAACACCGCCGCCGAGAACGUCCUCGCUAGUGCAUCUGGCGACUACACGGUAAAGCUCUGGGACGUCGAGGCCGGUCUGCCGCAACUCACUCUCAAGCACAACGACAUUGUCCAAUCGCUGUCAUGGAGCGCCGAUGGAUCCCUCCUCGUCACCACGAGCCGUGACAAGAAGCUGCGCGUAUGGGAUGUGCGACAGGAGAAGCCCGCCCAGGAAGUUCCUGGCCACCCCGGUGCCAAGAACAGCCGCGCCGUAUGGAUGGGUGAGACCGACCGCAUCGCGACUACUGGUUUCUCGCGCAUGAGCGACCGUCAGCUUGGUCUGUGGGACCCGCGCAACCCCAAGGAGCCCAUUGGCGGCUUCCAGAUCCUUGACUCCAUCUCUGGUGUAUGCAUGCCCUUCUGGGACGACGGUACACAGUGUCUGUACCUUGCUGGCAAGGGUGACGGUAACAUCCGAUACUACGAAUACGAAAACGACAAGUUCGAAUACCUCUCCGAAUACAAGUCUGGCGACCCACAACGUGGUAUCGCCUUCCUUCCCAAGCGAGGUAUCAACCUGCACGAGAACGAGGUCCUUCGCUGCUUCAAGACCGUCAACGAUGCCUACGUCGAGCCCGUGUCCUUUAUCGUACCCCGCCGCUCCGAGAUGUUCCAGAGCGACAUCUACCCUCCCACAACUGGUCUCAAGCCUGGUGUCUCAGCAGCUGAGUGGUUCGGUGGUAAGACCGCAGCGCCUCCCAAGAUCUCGCUGGAGAGCGUGUAUGAAGGUGAGGCCCCCAAGGAGGUGGAGAACGAUUACAAGCCCUCCGAGCCCGCGACCAGCCAGCCUUCCCCGGUCAAGGCCGAGCCUCCCAAGAGUAAGCCUGCGCCAGAGCCUGUUCCUACAACAUUAGCUUCUCGUGGGCCGCCCCCUUCUAUGAGGGACAACAAGGACUCCAUGGCAUCAGCAGCUUCCAAGUUUGCAGACAAGGACGAGACUUCCGACAAUGAGAGCGCAUCAAGCUUUGAGGAAAUCCCGAAGCCAACGGAGCGCCGCACCUUCACUGCUGCCCGUCAAGAAGAGAAGACAAAGGGCCCUGCCAUUACCAAGGAGCCCGAGAGCGCGAAGACUACCCCGACACCCACCCCAGCGCCUUCCCAGGCUAGGUCUGCCCCGCCCGCCGAGCCUACUCCUACGCCCGCCGCUUCUGCCCCAGCCUCCACACCUAGCGCCGGUGGUCCUGCCUCUGCCCUUCGCGAUGCGCUAGGCGACAUCAAGUCUCAGCUCGAGCAGCAAAACAGGGUCAUGGAACAGCAAAACAGAGUCAUGUCGGACCAGUCUGAUCAAAUCGCACUUCUGCUGCGUGAAGUUUCAACACUCAAGGCCAAGGCUGCAACGUCAGAACCUUCCGACCGCGAGAAGGAUGAGCGCAUCAGGCAGUUGGAGCUCGAGCUUGAGGAAGCUAGGUCUUGA